Messenger RNA from Sorex fumeus (smoky shrew), 1632 nucleotides. It is a transcript of the gene ACAA2, whose product is annotated as acetyl-CoA acyltransferase 2. The record is from RefSeq and is a predicted model, not a curated record. Gene Ontology annotation, molecular function: acetyl-CoA C-acetyltransferase activity. The transcript is spliced from 10 exons. NCBI's taxonomy places the organism in Eukaryota, Metazoa, Chordata, Mammalia, Eulipotyphla, Soricidae. The coding region runs from base 142 to 1335 and encodes 397 amino acids. Gene Ontology annotation, biological process: fatty acid beta-oxidation.
GGGCGCGGGCGGAUCUGGGUGAAAGUGCAGGGGUGUGGCGUCCAGGGCGCCGCCCACCCCACUUUUAAGGUCCCGUGUGGGCCGGCGGCCCCUUGACAGACGCGGGACGAAGGCCGAGCUUGCGCGUCGUGUUGCCCCACCAUGGCCCUGCUCCGAGGUGUGUUCAUCGUGGCCGCCAAGCGGACACCCUUUGGAGCUUAUGGAGGUCUCCUGAAGGACUUCUCGGCGACGGACCUGACUGAAUUCGCUGCCAAGGCUGCCUUGUCCGCCGGCAAAGUUUCGCCAGAAACCAUCGACAGCGUCAUCGUUGGCAAUGUCAUGCAGAGCUCUUCAGAUGCUGCCUACCUGGCCAGGCACGUCGGGCUGCGCGUGGGGGUCCCCACAGAGACCCCCGCUCUCACCCUCAAUAGGCUCUGUGGCUCGGGCUUCCAGUCCAUCGUGAGCGGGUGUCAGGAAAUCUGUGUUAAAGACGCGGAAGUCGUGCUGUGUGGCGGGACCGAAAGCAUGAGCCAGGCCCCCUACUGUGUCAGAAACGUGCGUUUCGGAACCAAGUUUGGAUCGGAUCUCCAGCUGGAGGACACCCUGUGGGCAGGCCUGACGGAUCAGCAUGUGAAGCUGCCCAUGGGCAUCACCGCCGAGAACCUGGCCGCGCAGCACAAGAUCAGCCGGGAGGACUGUGACAAGUACGCCCUGCAGUCUCAGCAGCGCUGGAAGGCGGCUAACGAUGCCGGCUACUUUAAUGAGGAGAUGGCACCCAUCGAGGUGAAGACGAGGAAGGGGAAACAGACCAUGCAAGUGGACGAGCACGCACGGCCCCAGACGACCCUGGAGCAGCUCAACAAACUCCCUCCUGUCUUCAAGAAGGACGGGACGGUCACAGCGGGCAACGCCUCGGGGGUGUCGGAUGGUGCUGGAGCCCUCAUCAUCGCUAGCGAAGAUGCUGUGAAGAAGCACAACUUCACCCCGCUGGCCCGCGUGGUGGGCCACUUUGUUUCUGGCUGCGACCCCUCCAUCAUGGGUAUUGGUCCUGUCUCUGCUAUCUCUGGGGCCUUGAACAAAGCAGGGCUGAGUCUUAAGGACAUGGAUUUGGUGGAGGUGAAUGAAGCGUUUGCUCCCCAAUACUUGGCAGUGCAGAAGACGCUGGGACUUGACCCCGGUAAAACCAACGUGAAUGGUGGCGCCAUCGCCUUGGGCCACCCCCUGGGAGGCUCCGGAUCCAGAAUCAUGGCACACCUGGUCCAUGAGUUAAGGCGCCGAGGUGGCAAGUAUGCAGUGGGGUCAGCCUGCAUCGGAGGUGGCCAGGGCAUCGCGGUCAUCAUCGAGCGCACGGCCUGAGGGGCACUAGCCGCAGAGUCCCCGCAGAAGACUGGGCACCUUCAGUGCACUCGGCCGGCCAGCCCUCCCCACCCCACCCCGGUCAGGCAUCGAGCUUGGUGCGGAGUGGCGGGACAGACAAGCAGCAUCCCCGGGUACCAGCCCUUGCCAGGGUCGCCUCCACACUUGGCACCCAAAGGGGAGGACUGUCUGCGUGUGUCCAAGUGGAGGAGGCCUGGACCUGGAGGAGGGGCCGUUUCCUGCCACCCAACCACCACUGAUGCCUUAGGGAAUGGAAUAAACAUCGCCUUAACUUGA